AUGUUGGAGAAUGACGUGUUGGAUGUGAAGAUUGAAAAUAGUGAUCCCGCAGAGCGGCCGGCACCACGACCUUGUGACCCUUCACCACCACGCCGUCGUGUAGCACCAGUUCAUCCUGAACCAGGAAGUAGGGUACGGCACCAGCCGGCAGGGAAGAGCGUCGAACAGCCAAAUCUGCUUGGACUACAGGAACUGGAUUCAACGCAAGCACAGAGGGUCAAGGAACUGCUGCAGAUGUUAGGCUACAGCUGCCCAAAUGAAGAGGGCUCUUUGAAAAAAGAUAUCACAACACCAGAGAUAUUAACAGCAGCAUUCUACCUUGUCAGUGCUCUAGCUGGAAUGUCUGAAGAAAGUCUUGCAGUCUUGGGUAUUUGCUGUGAAACUCAAAUUCUUCCAACUUUGCAUUAUUUGAUUAAUAAUGUCCCUGAUGAUGGAAUUGUUCCUGUUGAUAAUCCAAACAUGCUGCCCCUGCAAGAAGAGGACAACUUCUACAUAGCUCACCGGCUAUUUGCAUUAUCAAAUAUUUGCCUUGAAGUCAGAGAAACAGCAAUCAAAGUUAUAACCGAUGAUCAACCUGGUAUGGCUCCUGUGCUUCUCUGCAUAGUUCUGCAAGGAUUUGCCAUCCUGAGUGGAAUCAAAAGGAAUACGAGUGAUCCAAAGACGCAGACUUGAAAAACAUUUAAGAGGAGCUUCACCACAUUUAAUAAUUUAGGGACAUUCAAUAUAGUUGAGGCAUUCUUUGGAUAACUUGGAUAUGAUUAAUAUUCAAGGGGUAGAUGAAAGGAUUACAGUAGUCCUGAAUUAUAAUUGAGAUGCACAUUAUAUACAGUUCAUAAUAUUUUCAUCCUUCAGGAAAUUGUAGAAGAGUAAUGUUUAGUUUGAUGUGAAAAGAUUAGGAAUUGUGGAUGAGUGUUGUAGAAUUGUCAGCAAGGAAAAGCAUCUUGAAUGGGAAAACUAUGUUGAUUUAUGACAAGAAAUUAGUUUAGAAUUGUCUGGCAUGAAAUUCCAUGUGCUUUGCUCCACAUUCAAACAUUCAGAGCAUUGGCUUUCUCACAGAUUUCCGAGAAAUCUAAGCUUGGACCAAUAUAAUCUUUAGUUGAAAAUCUUAAAGGUUAAUCAUCUGAAUAUUCCAUGUUAAGAUUCAGCUAAAACAAAACUCAAUUCUAUUUUUAGAUGUAAUUUUAUUAGAAUAAAGUGUAUUUACUAAUGUGGAUUUCUAUGAAAUAUUUAGUAGAAUUUACAAGUAAAGAUUCAUUUGCUAUUAUGAAUAAUGCCUGUUAUACUCUAAAAUCUGUUAAUUUUAUUAAAGCACUAAUUUUGACAUCUCAAAUAUUAAUUUGUUAACUAUGACAAUAAAAGCUAUAAUUUUGAACGAUGUUCUC
Messenger RNA from Leucoraja erinaceus (little skate), 1382 nucleotides. RefSeq names its product gasdermin-E-like. Gene Ontology annotation, biological process: programmed cell death. The transcript is spliced from 5 exons. Gene Ontology annotation, cellular component: cytoplasm. Bases 1 to 672 code for a protein of 223 amino acids. NCBI's taxonomy places the organism in Eukaryota, Metazoa, Chordata, Chondrichthyes, Rajiformes, Rajidae. The record is from RefSeq and is a predicted model, not a curated record.